Falco peregrinus (peregrine falcon) is the source of this 2536-nucleotide messenger RNA. RefSeq names its product plexin domain containing 2 (gene PLXDC2). The transcript has 14 exons. Bases 622 to 2211 code for a protein of 529 amino acids. The record is from RefSeq and is a predicted model, not a curated record. Lineage: Eukaryota; Metazoa; Chordata; Aves; Falconiformes; Falconidae.
GAGAAGCAGAACUUGUUCGUCUCCGCCUGCCUCCCCGCCGCCCGCACAUCCUCUCCCGCGGCGCAUCCGCCCGCCCUCCGGGUCCUGCUCCCCCCGGGCUGGGGCUGGCCCGCCGGCUCCGGCUGGAAGAUUUCCCCGCUCGUUUCCCCUGGAGGGGCUGUGUCGCUGGCGGUGUACCGAGGGGAGGCUCCGUCCCUAAGGCACCCUGCCUCACCCUGCGGGGGAAGGGAGCUGGGUGGGGGCAAGCCAGGAAGGGAGGAUCUCAGUGGCUCUCCUAAAAUCUAUCAGCAGGCUGCGAAGAGGGAAGAGUUUGGCACUUCGCAGGCGAGGCUGGGCUUGUUUUCCCCAGCCGCUGGGGAUGCCGCUGGACUGAGAGCGGUGCGGCCGUGCAAGUUGCGGGGACGGAGCCCCCCUUCCUUCACCGCCCCCCCAGACCGGUCCAGCGCCUUCGGCCCCGGUGGCUCGUCGCUGCCGUCCCGCUAUAUGAGAGCUGGUCCGAGGACAGGGCGGCUCGGCGCCUGCUAGGGCCGCUCUCCGCCGCCACCCCCGGACUUUGCCACCACCGACGACGAGCGGCGCGCACCCCGCACCCCGCAGAGUUGUCUCGGCAGGCUCCGUGCUAUGGCGAGGCUGCGGAGAAGCAAACUAGCCGCUGGAUUUCUAUUACUUUUCCAGUGCCUGAGCGAGCGCUGCCAGCUCGCCGGCGGGGAGACGGCGAGGCAGAGCCGCGGUGUGUUUUAUGAAGUUGUUCCAAGCUUCUCUGGAGUGGAGGAAGAUGUGCGAGUGGAUUCACAUGUAAGCAGCCACAGGUGGAGAAGGCACUCAGAGUCUCUCAAAUCAGUUGACACCAACAGAGCCAGUAUGGGGCAGGAUUCUUCUGAGCCAGGGGGUUUCACGGAUCUGUUGCUUGAAGAAGGACAUGACAACACCACCCAGAUUGAGGAGGAUACAGAUCAUAAUUACUAUACUUCAAGGACAUAUGGCCCAUAUGAUUCUACCAGCCGGGAUUUGUGGGUGAAUAUAGACCAAAUGGAGAAAGACAAAGUAAAGAUUCAUGGGAUCCUUUCCAAUACCCAUCGGCAAGCAGCAAGAGUGAAUCUGUCCUUUGAUUUUCCAUUUUAUGGCCAUUUCCUACGUGAAAUUACUGUGGCAACUGGGGGUUUCAUAUAUACUGGAGAAGUUGUCCAUCGAAUGCUAACAGCUACACAAUAUAUUGCACCCUUAAUGGCAAAUUUUGACCCCAGUGUGUCAAGAAAUUCAACAGUCAGAUACUUUGAUAAUGGCACAGCACUAGUUGUCCAGUGGGACCAUGUACAUCUGCAGGAUAAUUACAACCUGGGCAGUUUCACUUUUCAGGCUACCCUUCUCAGUGAUGGGCGUAUCAUUUUCGGCUACAAAGAAAUUCCUGUUGCUGUUUCACAGAUAAGUUCAACCAACCACCCAGUGAAAGUAGGACUCUCAGAUGCAUUUGUGGUUGUGCACAGGAUCCAGCAAAUUCCCAAUGUCCGUAGAAGAACAAUUUAUGAGUACCACAGGGUGGAGCUACAAAUGUCAAAGAUUACCAAUCUCUCAGCUGUUGAAAUGAUACCUCUUCCAACUUGUCUCCAGUUUACCAGCUGUGGUCCCUGUGUCACUGCCCAGAUUGGAUUCAACUGCAGCUGGUGCAGUAAACUCCAAAGAUGCUCCAGUGGAUUUGACCGUCACCGGCAAGAUUGGGUAGACAGCGGCUGCCCUGAAGAGUCAAAAGAUAAGAUUUGUGAGAAAAAUAUAGGCUCAACUGAAGCACCUCCAUACUCCACCACCACCCUUCUGCCAACCACCACAAAGUUCAGAGUUUUAACAACCACCAAAGGAUCCACCCCUUCCCACCUGCCAACUAGCCUGCCCACAGAAGAUGACACCAAGAUAGCACUGCACUUAAAAGAUAAUGGAGCUUCCACAGAUGACAGUGCGGCAGAGAAGAAAGGUGGAACGCUUCAUGCUGGCUUAAUUGUUGGCAUUCUAGUCCUGGUCCUCAUUGUGGCUGCAGCCGUCCUCGUGACUGUCUAUAUGUAUCAUCAUCCAACGUCAGCAGCUAGUCUCUUCUUUAUAGAGCGACGUCCAAGCAGAUGGCCAGCAAUGAAAUUCAGAAGAGGAUCUGGACAUCCUGCCUAUGCUGAAGUGGAACCAGUUGGAGAAAAAGAAGGGUUCAUCGUAUCAGAGCAGUGCUAAAAUUUCUAGGACAGAACACCAGUACUGGCCUACAGGUGUAAGACAUUUACUUUGCCUCUCUUUAAAGAAAAGGAGCCCUAAGCUGCUGUAGUCUGAUAGAAAGAAGAUUUUGGAUAAGCUUUGUCCAAGAAGAAAAACUAUCUAAGGUACCAGAUUACCACUGCACAAUAGUUUUUGUUAGUGGACUGAGACACAAUGGUUCAUGCAGAACACUUGUCAGUGGACACUGACGGUAUCAGAAUUAUGGCACAAGUGCCAUGUUAUUGGCUUUAGGUAUGGGGAUGCACAGUAGUCAAAAAUAUAAUAAAGCUUUGGUGCACAAGGG